AUGGCCGGGCUGGUGGGGCCAGCAGCAGCCCUGGUCCUCCUCUGCCUGGCUGUGGGGCUGGAGGCCAGCCCAGAGCUCUCCGGGUACCUGCGCAAGGUGCUGAGGAACCACACCGCCCACACCUGUGACGGGGAGCAGCUCCUCAUCGUCUGCCCUCGCAAGACCACCAUCAGUAUCCUCGGCGCUUUCUACGGACGUCGCGUACCCAGCCCCAACCUCUGCCCCAGCCCUGGCAAUGCCUCCCAGGAGAGCACUGAGUGUACGUCCACCACCGCCCACCUGAAGCUGCUGGCUGAGUGCCAGGACCAGCAGUGGUGCCAGUUCUCCGUGCACAGCCAAGUCUUUGGGCCAGACCCAUGCCCUGGGACACACAAGUACCUCAUCGCUUCCUACAAGUGCCGGCCAGGGAACCAUCGGGUCAAAACCGUGUGCGAGAACGACAAGCUGAGGCUGCAGUGCCGACCAAAAUCCAUCCUGGCCAUUUAUUCUGCAAAUUACGGACGAUUCCUGCGGGGCAAACCGGAGUGUGAUGCCCUGAACACUGGGGGACCCCAUAUAGAGUGCUUGGCUCCGGACGCUCUGCGGAGGGUCUCCAAGAAGUGCCACCGCAAGGGGAACUGCACCAUAGCUGCUGACCGGGCCACCUUCGGCGACCCAUGCCUCCCUGGCACGAAGAAACAGCUGCGAGUCUCCUACACCUGCGUGCCCAGGCAGCUGCUGGAGGAGGUGGGCCCUGACACCUCGGACCCCUUCCUGCUCUCAGACUACAUGCAUGGUGGAUGGUACAAAGGGCCCAGGUUCUCCAGGCUCCGGGAAGACCGGAUGAUUUUUACUAGCUCUCUGGCAGCUUUUGCCCACCUUUGGGGUGUCCCAGAGAAAGUUGGCCUUUACUUUCUUUGCGGGGUCUCGGGAGGCCUCAUGCUCCUGCUGUGCAUCAUCAGCCCCAAAAGGACCUUCCUCCAGGAGAUGGGGAAGGCUCUCAAAGACCCGGAGCUGGGGAGCAGCUCAGAGCUGAGCAGGACCAAGCUGCGGGAUGAGCAGGACGAAGACCUUCCUGACGACAGCUCCUCGGACUCCUCCUUCCGCCGCCUCACCCGCACCUACCGGGCCACCGACAGCAUCUUCAGCCCUGAACUGACGGCGGCCAUGGAGGGAGCAGUGGAGCACCAGGGCCGCGGCGGGGAGGAGAUCUGGAUGCCCAAGGAGUCGAGCCCAUAUGCCAUCCACAAGAUCAAAUCGGCCACCAAAUAA
This is a messenger RNA of Nipponia nippon (crested ibis), 1251 nucleotides long. Its product is annotated as protein eva-1 homolog C. Gene Ontology annotation, molecular function: carbohydrate binding. Lineage: Eukaryota; Metazoa; Chordata; Aves; Pelecaniformes; Threskiornithidae. The record is from RefSeq and is a predicted model, not a curated record.